Linnemannia hyalina is the source of this 807-nucleotide messenger RNA. Lineage: Eukaryota; Fungi; Mortierellomycota; Mortierellomycetes; Mortierellales; Mortierellaceae. The record is from the annotation of a GenBank genome assembly.
AUGGAGAACUACCACAAGAGAGCCAAGACAUCCAAACCAAAGUUCGAGGACGACAUUCAAGAUGCCACCACAGCGUCCAAGAAGCAUCAGCAGCAACAGAAGCAGACGACGCAACAACACAACCGGCCACAGCAACACGGUGUCAUGGCCAUCACCCCCAACGGAAAAAUUCGUACUUACGUCUCUCGCGCCCUCGAGGUCUUGACCGAGGCCGACUCUACACCAGUUGUUGCAGCUGCUGGAGCAGGAUCAGUAGAAGGAACAGAAGGAGCAGAGAGCAAACGUUCUGAUAACAAAGGCGGCGCAGCAACAUCACACAGCAUACCAUCAAUAUCGUCAUCAAAACACCCAACACCACGAGGAGUCCUGACACUCAAAGCACAAGGCAAAUCAAUCACAAAGGCCGUAACCGUCGCGGAGAUCCUCAAACGCAGGAUGGAAGGUGUCCUCCACCAGUUCACAGAAAUCGGCCAGGUCACAGAACGAGAGAUCUGGGACCCAAACCCAGACCAACCAAACCUCGACCCUAUCACUGUCUCAAAACAUCGUCCCACCAUUCGCAUCCGCCUCUCUAAACAUCUUGACGAGACAACGACAGGAUCAACAGGAUCUGGAGAUGGGAUUGAUAUGACCAUGCCUGGAGCAAAUAUCCCAAGAGAGGAACACGCGGAUGAGGAAGAGAGCGAUGAGGAUGAUGAUGAGGAUGGUCAGGCAGAAACUUGGCCUGGCGCAAUUUUGGACCGGGACGCCGCAGCAAGGCGAUUUGUUGGCUAUCAAGCACCAACAGGGAACGACAUCUACCUUUAA